GAACUGUAAGUUGAAAUUUUCUAUGGUAUAUUUAAUUAAAUGUUAUUCGUGAUUUUUUCUAUGUAAACAUUUUUUAGAAUUCUAUAAGAAGUAACGUUAUACAACAAUAUAAUUAUUACUAUAAUAAUAAUUACUAUAACAGGUAAUAUGUUUAAUGGAAAGAUUACAGGAAAUUUGUAAUGAGUUGAAGGACGAGAAUGAAAUUGCAAUUAUAAAAAGAUAUGGUUAUCGAGCGAGACAAAUUACUAUUAUUCUUACACGUAAGAUAACGCAUACUUACUGAUAUAUUACUAUAUGUAAUGGAUUAUAAUCGCUAUAAAAAGUCGAGUAACCAUUUCACUAUCUUGCACGUAUGUGUGCAAACUUUGAAGUUAUAUUAAAAAGUAUCUAAUUAAUAUCUUAAUAAGGAGUUACGGGUGUAAAUGUAUUUUAACCAUGACGUAUGAUAUUUAAGUUAGUAUUAAAAAUAACAGAAAUUGAAAUAUUUCGUUGAUCAGCUUUCUGUCAGACUACCCACAUAAUAGAGAAGUUAUAUUUUGAGUAAAUUAGUUUUACUUUUAUUAGUUUUACUUUUAUUAGUUUUAUUUUUAGUAAUUUAGUUUUACAAUAAUUCUUUAUUAUUGAUUAUUAAAAAACACCAAUUUAUAUAAUUACAUUUUUUUAAAUGUCCUUAGUGUUAUUCGCGUUUCCUGCAAUCGUUCUUAUUGCUCAACCAAUUUGGCCACGCGUUCUUGGCAUUUUUUUCUACCUGAACGAAUCUUUGUUCCGCCGCAAAACGUUAAUCUUGACUGAGUACUUUGUCGAUCAAGAAAAAUAUUCUUACUUAAUCAUGUUGCAUACGGACAUAGCAGUUAUCAUAGGAACGUUUGCAAUGAUAGCAACAGGAACGCUGCUUCUGGUGUCUCUCAAACAUGCCUGUGGAAUGUUUAGUAUCGCCAGUUAUCGCAUAGAACGAGCAAUUACAAACAAUAGGCGAGAAAAUGUUAAUUUAAAGGACCAAAAUGUGAUUUUUAGGAGGAUGGUCUAUGCGAUAGACAUUCAUCGUAAAGCUAUGCAAUACUCCAAUUUUCUGGUAUCCAGCUUUGAGGGAACUUUCUUUCUUCUCAUAGCGUUCACCGUGAUUUGUUUGAGUUUUAAUUUUUUUCGAAUUUUUCAGCUUACAUCAACCGGAGGUGAUAAAUUUGAACUUUUAUUACGUUUUCUACACACAAUUCUUAUUCUUUUAUUCAUGUUCGUGGGCAACGCAAUCGGACAGGAACUUACAGAUCGCAAUGAUCAAGUAUAUUUUACAGCAUACAAAGUUAUAUGGUAUACAACGUCCUUACACGUGCAGAAACUAAUAUUAUUUCUGAUACAAAGAGGUAACAAAACUUUCUGGUUGAAAGUGGGUGGAUUAUUUGUUCCAUGCUUAGAGGGUUUUUCAACGUUGAUAAAUGCAUCACUAUCUUACUUUACCAUGAUAUAUUCUACGCAACAGUGA
Odontomachus brunneus is the source of this 1480-nucleotide messenger RNA. Its product is annotated as odorant receptor 43a-like. Gene Ontology annotation, molecular function: olfactory receptor activity; odorant binding. The transcript has 6 exons. Gene Ontology annotation, biological process: detection of chemical stimulus involved in sensory perception of smell; sensory perception of smell. Gene Ontology annotation, cellular component: plasma membrane. Lineage: Eukaryota; Metazoa; Arthropoda; Insecta; Hymenoptera; Formicidae. Bases 665 to 1480 code for a protein of 271 amino acids. The record is from RefSeq and is a predicted model, not a curated record.